Messenger RNA from Striga asiatica, 306 nucleotides. NCBI's taxonomy places the organism in Eukaryota, Viridiplantae, Streptophyta, Magnoliopsida, Lamiales, Orobanchaceae. The record is from the annotation of a GenBank genome assembly.
AUGAGAUUCAAUCCGACUGAAGAAAUCGAAGAAUUUCUUGGGAAUCCUAAACAAUCGGUUCAUUCUUUUUUCUCUGAUACAUGGUCAGAACUUCAUAUGGGUUCGAAUCCUACUGAGAGGUCCACUAGAGAUCAGAAAUUGUGGAAGAAAGAACAAGAUCUUUCUUUUGUCCCUUCGAGACGAUCGAAAAAUAAAGAAUUGGUUAAUAUAUUCAAAACCUCUGUCGCCGGCGACAUCUCGUCGGUCCCCGCCGACGGAGUCCCCAACCCGUCUGAUAUGUUAGUUAUCCCACAUCAGAUAAGAUAA